GUUGUAUAUCCAUAGAACUCUCCUUAUUGUGUGAUGUUAAUUUGUUUAAUUUAUUUAUCUGUGAUAUGUCAUCAACAGAGUCACAUUUGACAAGAAGUAAUUAGUUUUUAAAACAUGAACAUUUCUGGGACAUGGUGAUGUCACUGCAGUAAAUGUUGAUAUGAUGCUAGUGACUUAUCCUUGGCUACUUGCUAUUUUUCCUCACAGUUUUGAGCUCCUAGAUUCCAGUGAUACUUUAGUUCUUCAUGUACAAAAUCAAAGCUCCGUAACUCAUUUUGUUUCGUCUAAUCGCUGACGGUAAUUGACAUCCAGUGAUUGCUUGGGCUAAUUAAAAUGGCACCGGCUUGCCAAUUAAAAGUUGGUGUUUUGUUUCCCUUUAAGCACCCAAAACACCAUGUUAACUGUGUUAACUAAAUCCUCCCCAGAACAUAAUAAUUGCAGAUGUAAAUAUGGUUUAUGGAGACUUACAUGUCACAUGACCAAUUUGUGUUUGCAUGUGAACAUGUGAGUUUAAUUUCGUUUAUUGCUUGUUUUUUAAACCAAAAUAUAAAAUAUAUGGUGCUGUUUUCACGGUAGUUCUCCAUGUUACUUUUGUGUGGUUCCGUUUUUGAGAUUUGCUGCCAUCUUGCUGAAGUGCUGUUUGGCAAUAAGCCAUUUGUCAAAUUCACCGGAACACAUGUCGUGAACAGGAGCAUAAAAUAGCAGUAAUCUCCCGGGAAGCAUAGAGGUGUGAGGAUGGAUGUCUUGGACUGUAUCUUGUUGACCAUACUGGGCGCCAUUGUGGUGUCCCUGUUUGUCAUCAUCUACCUCAAAGUCACCAUGGGUCGGUGUGUGAGCAAGGCUGACCUCUCGGGAAAGACUGCCAUUGUCACAGGAGCAAAUACAGGCAUAGGUUUCUACACAGCACUGGACUUUGCGACUCGAAACGCGCGGGUCAUCCUUGCAUGCCGGAAUGCACAGAAAGCCAAGGUCGCCUGUGACCAGAUCAGACAAGAGACAGGCAAUGAAAAUGUCACUGUGGGAAUCAUAGAUUUGUGCUCAUUAAAAUCUGUGAGAAAAUUUGCUGAGGAGUUCUUAAAGGAUGAGAGAAGAUUGGAUAUCCUUGUGAACAAUGCCAGCGUCUUGGGUCUGCCCAAGGAAAUGACCGAGGAAGGACUGGAGUCCAUGUUUGCAGCCAAUCACUUUGGUCCAUUCUUGCUCACAAACCUCCUUCUGGACUUGAUGAAGAAAACCGGGAAUGCAAGGAUCAUUACAGUGUCAUCCCUUGUGAAUAAAUUUGGUAAAAUAGACUUUGAGAAUCUGCGGGCAGAAAAGAGCUUUGACAGAUUCCGUAUCUACAAUGACUCCAAACUGGCUAAUGUAAUUUUCACAAAGGAACUAGCCAGACGUCUGGAAGGGACAGGUGUGACUGCCAACUGCCUCCAUCCCGGCACCAUCAGGACAGAAUUGUUAAGGAACAUCCCCUCCUUUGUACAGAUUCCCUUGAACCUGUUUGGCUGUUUGUUCUUUAAGAGUCCGGAGGAUGGGGCACAGACAACUAUACACUGUGGUGUUAGCGAGGAGAUGGAGGGAGUCAGUGGACGGUACUACUGUGACUGUCGUGAUGCAGAUAAGUCUGUCAACCCUGUGGCAAACGACCUGGGCAUUGCCAAGAAGCUGUGGGAGAUCAGUGAAAAAUAUACUGACUUGAAAUAAUGAAUGAAUUUUUUCAAAUAUAUGCACCUGGGAAAAAUUAAGCACCAUCCCGUUUUGAUAAGGAUUUUUUCACGAAGUGUUUUUGCAUUAAUAGUGCUAAUGGUGUUCAUUCAUGAGUAAAUCCACUCUGCAGGUGUAUCAAGUGUACACACUAGAUUUUACAUAACAAAUAUAGAAGCUGGAUCUACCAGUAAAUAUGUCAUCAAUAUGAAGUUCACAGACUGCUUCAUUAAUUAUUAACACCUGUGAAGAUCCGGCUUAGAAUUGAUAUUCAGUAACCAAUGCUUGUCGUAAGUGGCGACUAAUGGGAUUGGGUGGUCAGGCUUGCUGACUUGGUUGAC
This is a messenger RNA of Haliotis rubra (blacklip abalone), 2036 nucleotides long. RefSeq names its product retinol dehydrogenase 14-like. The transcript has 8 exons. The record is from RefSeq and is a predicted model, not a curated record. The coding region runs from base 736 to 1695 and encodes 319 amino acids. NCBI's taxonomy places the organism in Eukaryota, Metazoa, Mollusca, Gastropoda, Lepetellida, Haliotidae.